UAGUAGUAGCUUUCGUCUCUCUCGCAGCGCAGGCGCAGGCAUCCAGCUCCAGCUCCAGCUCCUCCUGCUCCGCCCACCCAAUCCCCAGAUCCGAAUCCAACUCCGCCUCGCCAUCGCCAUCGCCUCAAAUGCCGCACUCUGGCCGGCGUACUGGGAGCUAGCUACACGACGCUUGGGUUUGGUAGGGUAGGGAGGGAUCCGAUCGAUGGCCACCCCCACUGCUAAGGACAGCCGUUUGCCGCCGCCGCCGCUGCCGCUGGCCACGCUCAUCGGCCGCGAGCUCCGCGCCGGGGGCUCCCAGCGCCCCUCCCUCCGCUACGGCCACGCCGGCUUCGCCAAGCGCGGCGAGGACUACUUCCUCGUCAAGCCCGACUGCCUCCGCGUCCCCGCCGACCCCUCCACCGCCUUCUCCGUCUUCGCUGUCUUCGACGGCCACAACGGCGUCUCGGCGGCGGUCUACAGCAAGGAGCAUUUGCUCGAGCACGUCAUGAGCGCGCUGCCGCCGGACAUCGGCCGCGACGACUGGCUGCAGGCGCUGCCGCGCGCCCUCGUCGCCGGCUUUGUCAAGGCCGACAUCGACUUCCAGCGCAAGGGGGAGGUGUCCGGGACCACGGCAACACUGGUGGUCGUCGAUGGAUUCACGGUCACGGUGGCCUCCGUCGGCGACUCGCGCUGCAUCCUGGACACGCAGGGCGGUGAGGUGCAGCUGCUCACCGUGGACCACCGGCUGGAGGAGAAUGCCGAGGAGCGGGAGCGGGUCACCGCUAGCGGUGGGGAGGUCGGCCGGCUCAACCUCUUCGGUGGACAGGAGGUUGGCCCUCUCCGGUGCUGGCCAGGUGGCCUGUGCCUUUCAAGAUCCAUUGGGGACAUGGAUGUUGGGGAGUUCAUUGUGCCGAUUCCACAUGUCAAGCAAGUUAAGCUAUCAAAUAUUGGAGGAAGGCUGAUCAUCGCAUCAGAUGGUAUAUGGGACGCAUUACCCUCUGAAGCAGCGGCGAAAGCAUGCCGUGGUUUACCAGCAGAAUUGGCCGCGAAGCUUGUGGUUAAGCAAGCUCUCAAAAAAAGUGGGCUGAAAGAUGACACCACCUGUGUGGUGGUUGAUAUCAUCCCGUCCGAUUACCGUUUGACAUCGCCGCAGUUGUCCCCAAAGAGAAACCAGAGCAAGUUCAAGUCUCUUCUUUUUGGUAGAAGGUCACACAGUUCAAUUGGAAAGCUUGGAGGCAAGUCUGCCUCUUUUGGCUCCGUGGAGGAAUUAUUUGAAGAAGGUUCUGCAAUGUUGGAAGAAAGGUUGGGUAGGAAUUUGUCCUUGAAAGCAACCUCGCCAUCUUCUCGGUGUGCUAUCUGCCAAGUGGACCAAGAAACAUUUGAAAGUUUGAUAACUGAGAAUGGAGGCAGUUACCACUCUUCCCCAUGCGCCCCCUGGGGAGGUCCAUAUCUUUGUUUGGAGUGUCGAAAAAAGAAAGACGCAAUGGAAGGUAAAAGAUCCAGCCACUCUACAGCAUGCAGGUGAAAGAGGGCAGGAUUCGUGACAAGCUUGAUGUUGAGUGUAAAAACUAAAGAUGGAAUAAUAAGUUGCUGGAUCCAAUUAUUAUUUGCUGAAACUAACUGCAUCCUCAGCCUGGUAUAAAAUAUGUCUGGCUGCUGCUAACCAGUUUAUCGUCUGCGUGCAACCCUGAUUGAUAUUUUUUCUAUAUUUCUUGAGGAAAUAGCUCACAUAACUUGGAGCUUGUAGUUUUGGAUUGUAUCCUCUUAGCGUGUAUUGUGUAGGAAUGGCAUGCCUAAUGUUGUGUGUGUAUUUUAUUAAUUUGAGCUACGAGAAGCUCUUUGUACUGGAUGAAUGCACUUUGCUGGAAUCAAAUUGUCAAGCAUAUAUACGAAUUAAU
This is a messenger RNA of Oryza brachyantha (malo sina), 1880 nucleotides long. Its product is annotated as probable protein phosphatase 2C 33. The record is from RefSeq and is a predicted model, not a curated record. Gene Ontology annotation, molecular function: protein serine/threonine phosphatase activity. NCBI's taxonomy places the organism in Eukaryota, Viridiplantae, Streptophyta, Magnoliopsida, Poales, Poaceae. The coding region runs from base 206 to 1507 and encodes 433 amino acids. Gene Ontology annotation, biological process: protein dephosphorylation. The transcript is spliced from 7 exons.